UUUUCCCCAGUUUGUCCAACUGAAGCAGUUCCUCUCAACUGGUGGGGAAAAUUCAGCAGCCCUAACUACCCUAUGAGCAAUUAUCCUGCUUCCAGAGAUUGUUCCUGGAUCAUUACUGUGCCAUCUGAUAAACUUGUCAAGUUAGUAUUCAUUGAAUUGGCCUUUGGUUCAUGUGAGUUUAAUUGCAGCUCGGAUAAUUGCACCUAUGUGGAGUUAUAUGACGGUUCCUCAGCAAAUUCUUCUUCGCUGGGACGAUUUUGUAACGGUUCAGCCUUGCAAAAAGUGUUCUCAAGUGGUAACCAGAUGUUCGUGAAAUUCCGUUCCGGUUCUUCACUUGAUCGGGGAUUUGAAGCGCAGUAUUCUAUGUUUUCAGGCAGACCAACAACAACAACAACAACAACAACAACAACAACAACAGUUCUCUCUGCUGGAGCCGUGGUGUCCGCUGUCUUGUUGCCUGUUACCCUGGCAAUCUUCGCUGCCUCGAUCUUUUAGCUCUGCAGAAGUUUUAGUCACAGUUGUCACAAACAACUCUGCCGGAUUUCCUAACAGAAUAGCGAUCUUAAAUGUUGUAGUUGCGUGUUCUUGGUAAACUUGUUAGCUAAACAACAGGCCAAGCAAUAAUAACCAUUAGCUCGAACUAACAAGAAAACUGUCUUUGAACAUCAUGUAGCCCUAAGAAUUAAAUUCACUGGUGGGUAGGUAGGUAAGUAAGUAGAUAAGAACAGUAAGUAACUAACUAGGCAGGCAGGUAGGGGGGUAGGUAAUAUGUACUUACUGACUGAGUGGAGAUUGGCGGAAGGGAAAAUAUUUGGCGAGAGGUCGGAACGUGCAAACCAAGCGCUGCAAGGUCUGUGCUUCCUAACCGAGCUAACAUGGAUCUAGAGGAAAUUAUGUUAGAGGAAGUUAUGUAAAAUAGCCGUGGACCGGAGCAAAUUAUGUUACUGUCCGGCCCAACUUCACUUAGUCAAUAAGCAUAUUGUCACUGAUGUGACCAUUUUUUUGCUCUUCAUUUGAGAGGCGUGUUUGACUUUCUUUCUAUACCUUCGGAAUAAGUGCGCGGCUGAAGUAGUUCUUCAUUGGAUAGUUCGCCAGGAUAGUAAAAUUUGGAAUGUUCACUUUCAUCACUUAGUAUAAAAUAAAUCAAAAUUUUGUAGAAACAAAAGUCUUUCUGUCAUUAAUUUUUAACUCGUAUUAAUUUGGAGAGGCCGCGCGUGUUUCUAGUAGGGCCGCACGAGUUUUACCCGCCCUAUCGUUUCGACGCGUACGCUCCUGAUACAGGACCUUUUUUCUUAUCAGUUUUCCAAGAAAAUAGCGCGUGAGGCCGGGUCAUGAUAAUAGAAAGUAUUUCACAAAUACGACAUGAGAACAGUUUUUAACCACAAUUGUUGCUAAUCUCGCAAUCUGAUUGGCUAAUUUGCCGUUGUCGAUAAGAGUCCAGACCAUGCUGCUCGCGUCAAUGUGUCGCGCAAUGCCUUAUGCAGCUCGCCCUCUGAAAACAACAUUUUCUUUGACCUUGAUAUUGUGGUAAAAAACAAAUCGAAAUGUGGUUUAGCGUGGUCUA
Molecule: messenger RNA, 1564 nt
Organism: Orbicella faveolata
Lineage: Eukaryota; Metazoa; Cnidaria; Anthozoa; Scleractinia; Merulinidae
Cellular component (GO): cell periphery
Source: RefSeq, a predicted model, not a curated record